GGGAUCCAUGGGUCAGUUGCCAUUCUUUCUCCAACGUUUUCGACCAAUAAAACAUAGUCUGCUGGCUUCAGGAUCUUCGCCUUACUCUUCAUCAUUUGGACCAUCAUCUUCAUUCUUCUCUCGUCCCUACACCUCAGCAUCUUCAAGCUAUGGAGCCCCCAGUUCCAUCUUUGGUGGACAAUUCAGCUCCCUCCCAUUCGGAUCCUCCGGGACAUUGAGUUUUGGAUCACCCUCUUCUAGUAGCUUCGGAGGAUUGGGCAGUCCAAUCACAAGCUUCAGCAGCUUGAACAGUCCUCCAACUAGCUUCAGCAGCCUCAGCAACCCUUUUGGAAGCUUUGGUAGCUUAAGUCUUCCAUCUAAUGGCUUAAGUCUUGCAUCAGGAAGCUAUGGAAGUUCGUUGGGAUCCUUUGGACUCGCAUCACCAAGUUAUGGUAGCUCAUCGUUGUACGGUUCUUCUCCCAGUUUCCUGCAUGCUUCGCCUAGCUUCAGUUCCCCAUCAAUAGGUGGGCCCCCAAGUUCAAAGUUUGGAUCUUCUACACUAUCACCUUCAAGUCUUGGCUCUUCUUCUCUGUUGGAAUUGGGUACAACUAAUAACUUUGACACUCUUGGAGGUUUUGACCAUGCGGAUCUUCUUGAUGACUAUCCUGGAUUUUCCAACGCAGGAUUUGCCAAAGAUUUGAACCUGGCUGCAUCUCAGACAUUUAAAUUCCAGGCUCCGCCACCGCUUGGCAAUGAAUUCGUUUUCUUCCGACGAUCUUCUGAGAAGAAGUAAGAACACUAACGCCACCUGGUGUGGUAUUGCACACUCCCUUCAUCCCA
This is a messenger RNA of Uloborus diversus, 819 nucleotides long. RefSeq lists its product as uncharacterized. Lineage: Eukaryota; Metazoa; Arthropoda; Arachnida; Araneae; Uloboridae. The record is from RefSeq and is a predicted model, not a curated record. Bases 8 to 772 code for a protein of 254 amino acids. The transcript has 2 exons.